Messenger RNA from Chanos chanos (milkfish), 3681 nucleotides. RefSeq names its product STAG3 cohesin complex component (gene stag3). Gene Ontology annotation, cellular component: cohesin complex; chromatin; nucleus. The record is from RefSeq and is a predicted model, not a curated record. Gene Ontology annotation, molecular function: chromatin binding. NCBI's taxonomy places the organism in Eukaryota, Metazoa, Chordata, Actinopteri, Gonorynchiformes, Chanidae. Bases 1 to 3681 code for a protein of 1226 amino acids. Gene Ontology annotation, biological process: sister chromatid cohesion. The transcript has 31 exons.
AUGAGCCAACUAAACGAGUCCGACCUUGACAGUGUUGAGGAGAAAACUGAGACCUCAGAGUCAGACAGUGACUUUGAAAUUCAGCUGAAGUCUGCGAAAAGAAAAGGGACUGUAUCACAGGGAACUGUGCCAUCUAAGAAGUUUAGGCAUAAGGCAGCAUCCAGGUCUGCUUCCAGCUCAAACCAGUCUGACACACAGCAGACCACCCCGCAUCUGACCCCCCUCCGCAAAAUCACCAGACAGACCACUCACAACGAAAGAAAGGAAACAACAGCAGGGCAGAUGUAUGAGGCUGUUAAGGCUGGACGAAGCGCACUGGUGACAGUCAUUGAUGAAUGGCUGGAUGAUUACAAGCGGGACCGGGAGGCGGGACUUCUGGAGCUCAUCAAUUUUGUCGUGCACUGCUGCGGCUGCAAAGGUAUAGUGACAAAAGAGAUGUUCAACAAUCUGCAGAAUGCUGACAUCAUCAGUCAGCUGACCAAAGAAUUUAAUGAGGACUCUGUGACCUACCCCCUCUCCUCAGUGGGCCCUCAGUGGCGCCGCUUCAGGAGUGGCCUGUGUGAGUUUGUGGCAUUAUUGGUACGGCGCUGUCAGAAUAGUCUGUUGUAUGAUGAGUUUCUGUUCUCAUCACUGCUUGCGUUGCUCAUUGGCCUUGCGGACUCUCAGGUCCGAGCCUUCCGUCACACCAGCACACUCAUCGUGAUGAAGUUAAUGUCGGCUGUAGUAGAGGUGGCUGCAGUGGUGUUUGCUCAGGCAGAGAUGACUCGAAGACGCUCUGAACUAGAAAAAAACAAGAAAGCUGAACUCAGAGCAACAGAGAGAGUAGAGGAACUACAGGCAUCUUAUCAAGAGUUGCUGGAGCAUCAAGAGGAGCUGUUUUCCAUGAUCAACAGUGUGUUUAAAGGUGUGUUUGUGCACCGUUACCGUGACAAUGUUCCAGAGAUUCGUACCAUCUGCAUGGAAGAGAUUGGGUUGUGGCUUAGGGAAUACCCCACCUAUUUCCUGAGUGAUGGACACCUGAAAUAUCUGGGCUGGAUGUUGCAUGACAAGCAAGCACCAGUGCGUCUGCAGUGUGUGUUGGCUUUACAGCGCCUGUAUCAGGAGAAAGACUUCAUUGGACGGCUAGAACUCUUUACCAGUCGUUUCAGGGAGAGGAUGGUCAACAUGGUGUUAGACAAAGACUUUGAUGUUGCUGUGGAGGCCAUCAAGCUGCUUUUGCUGGUCCAAGAGAGGACUGAGGAUGGUCUGUCUGAAGAGGAAUGUAGUCAUGUGUACCCACUGGUCUUUGCAACACAUGGGGGAUUGGCAGCUGCAGCUGGGGAAUUCCUAUACUAUCAGCUGUACAGGGAGGUUAAUCAAGUGUUGACAGAAGAGGGGUCAGACAAACGCAGGAUCACUUUCCUCAACCUGCUCACUUGCUUCUUCAUCCAGAGCAAGUAUCAUGAACAUGGGGCAUACCUGGUGGACAGCCUAUGGACUGUUGCAGGGACAGAAUUGAGAGAUUGGGAUAUGAUGACAUCACUGCUGCUGCAUGACAAGGGGGAUGGUCAAGGUUUGGAGGAUGAAGAGGAAGGUGCUUUAGUGGAGCUGAUGAUAUGUGCUGUCAGACAGGCCUCAGAGGCCACGCCUCCUGUGGCACGAGCACAGGGGAAGAGGAACCUGAGUAUGAAGGAUAAAAAAGUCCAGGCUCAGGACAGGAGACGCCUCACUAACCAUUUUAUACCACUGCUCCCACAGCUACUGAGCAAGUACUCUGCAGAUGCAGAUAAAGUGAGCUGUCUGCUCAGAGCUCCUUUGUAUUUUGACCUGAAAGCAUACGGCAGCACUGGACGCCUGGAAAAGUACCUGGAGCAGCUGAUGAUCCAGUUAUGUGGAAUUGUGGAGAAACACACAGACGAGUGUGUGCUAGAGGCAUGUGCACGUGUGGCAUGUGUACUUUGUGAGGAUACCUACACCUUUUCUGUCCGCAUGCAGAGAGCAGUCAGUCAGCUGCUAGACAGAACAGUGGAAUGUUUCACAUCCCUUCUUGAUGAACUGCUGCAGGGCACUGCUGAUGAAGAUGAACUGUUUAGUGCAGCUGCCUCACUGAAGAGGAUUGCUGCCUUCAGCAGCGCCAGAGAUAUGACCACGUUGAAGGUGUUUGAGUCUUGUCUUAUGUUACUGAAGUGCGGUGUGGAAUCUAGAGAGGUUGAAAAAGAGCUGAUGGUUCCUGCACUGAGAUGUGCUGGAUUUCACUUGCUCUGGGAGAAAGUGAAGAUUACUAAUACCAACACUCAGACCUCUAAGGCUGAGCUGAAGCGUCUGAGAGGUGAAGUUCAUUCCUUCUGUGUGCUCUGCCAGAACUGUCUGUCUCUGGGUCAGGCUGAGAUCAGAGACCAGGCCUUUGUGUUGCUCUGUGAUUUGCUGAUAAUAUUUAGUGACGGUUCAGUGAGAGUUCGUCCAGAGCUCCAGGCAGUGGUGUAUGCUCCGGAUGAUUCUGUGAGAGCAGAGAUGGCCUCCUUUGUUCUUGACUACGUGUUCUCCCAACCAGAGGAUGAGAUCAUAUAUGAGGCAGAGAUGAAGUUAGCACUACUGCAGCGACGGAGGAACCAGCUCGCUGGGUACUGCAAACUGAUCCUUUACGGUGUCUUGGAGAUCAGGGCUGCUGCUGAUGUCCUCAAAUAUUACAGCAAGUUCUACCGGGAUUAUGGCGACAUAAUAAAGGAGACGCUGAGCAAAUUGAAGAUGAUAAGUCAGGUGGAGAGCGCUAAGACUGUGGGUCUCUGUUUACAGCAGGUGAGUAAGUCUGCGUAUACAUGCACACCACCAUGUGUUUGUGUUGUAGAUAGACUGUGUGAAAUGUUUUCUGAUAGAGAUGAACAGCAUCAUGCUGAAGAGAUGAAAGAAAUCAAAGAAUUGGCUAAAAGACUCUCAAUGAGCUUCGGCAUCAACCUUCACCGCAUCCGGAAACCCCUACUGGCCUUACACCAAGACGGUCUUCGCUUUGCUUUUGGUCGUGCUGAACAGCAAAUCCACCCUCCCCCUAAUCUUGCCUUUUUGGAGAUCCUCAGUGAAUUCAGUUACAAACUUGUACGACAGGACCGCACACAACUGCUGGGUUAUCUACAGCAUGUGCGAGGCAGUAUAACUGGUGAGUGUGUGAAGAUGUAUGAACGCUCACUGCAUUCGGGUACCAGAGGGAGUCCAGCUCUCUCUCUCCAAGGCACGCCAGCUAAAAAACGUCGUAAGACCAUGGCACAGGGUUCAGUGCUGAGUGUGGAUGAAGGUUCACAAUUAGCAGGAAGUGUAUUGAGCAGUCUGCCCACUCCAACUCUGACAUCCACGGCUCAUGUAGAGAGACUCCCUAGACCAGCUUCUCCAAGUGUAGUAUCUCCCAGGUCCUACCACGAGCCCUCUUCAGAGCAUGACUCUGUAGACGACUUUACUAAGGGGUCGCUGCGUAGAAAAGUGAAUGCUACCAGAAAGCAGCACAUUUCCUCUGAACGCAGUGAGCCUGACAUUGACUCUCAGCUCAACAUGCUGUCUCUGAUUGAAGAAUACCAUGAAGAGGAGGAGGAUGAAGUGGAGGAAGAGGCUAUGUUUGAGGAGUUUGAAGAGAAUGAUGACUCUGAUUUUGAGACAGGCUAUUCUCUGCCUUCCACCCGGCGAUGUAGUAGCUACCUGGAGGAUCUGUUUGAAUGA